Messenger RNA from Echinococcus granulosus, 720 nucleotides. RefSeq lists its product as hypothetical. The coding region runs from base 1 to 720 and encodes 239 amino acids. The record is from RefSeq and is a predicted model, not a curated record. The transcript has 4 exons. NCBI's taxonomy places the organism in Eukaryota, Metazoa, Platyhelminthes, Cestoda, Cyclophyllidea, Taeniidae.
AUGGCGCGAGGAAUGAAAAACAAAGAGGCAUCAAAGGAAAAGGCACCCAAAGAGAAAUCUAAAGGCGACAAAUCAAAGAAAGAUAAGAAGGGGAAAAAUAAAGGCGAAUCACAAUUGGAGGAGAAGAGGAAGCAACCAGUGGCUAGAAAGGCUACAAACUUGAGUAUGAAUGUCUGUGGUCAUCCAAAUGCCAUUGAGAUGUUUAAACAAAAGGCAAGCUUGAUGUCUGAAAAUGAGUUGGAUGUAGCUGUGGAUGAAUAUCAGGUGAAUUUUAAUGUCAACCCCGGAAAUGACAGUGAUGGCACGCUCUACAGUGGUGAUGCUGACUUCUAUCUUUGUGUCUACGACGUUCGGGAUCCAAAAACUGUCCAAUUUUUACAAAAAAAUAUUUUGCCAAAUGUGAGGGCCUUGAAUAAGGUGAUGGCGGUGGCUGGUCUAGGGCUUGAGUAUAGAAGUCGCGGAGGUCAAGAUGGCGUCAGUAUUGAUACAGCCGGCCUACUUACCAGGCAGUUUAGAUGCAAGGGGACUGAGCUCAUCUACUGCGAUGGAAAACAGUUGGCAGCAGGAGCGUUUUCUCUCUACGCUGCUGCAAAUCCAACAAUGUUCACCAAACCCACUGAAAAGGCAGAGGAGGUGAAAGAAGACGAUGGCAAGAAGACGAAAAAGGAGAAGAAGGGCAAAGCAAAGAAGGAGAAACCCAAAAAGGAGAAGAAGAAAUAA